CGAAAAGAUAAAGCUGCGUUGUAGCAGUAGUAGUAGUAGCAGCAGCAGCGACCUCGCCAAUGUCGCUCUUCGCCCCCUCGCGAGGAGGACGACGACCCCACGCCCACGCUCCGCCCCUCUCCUCCGUCUCCGACGCCGUGCGCCACCGUCUCCGGCGGCGGCGCCGCUUCCUACUCCCCCGCCUCCAUCCGCCACCCCCGCCGCCAUCCAUGGCUCUCUCCUCCGACGACGACGAUCUCGCCCGCCUCCGCCGCAUCUCCACUAGCAGGAGGAGCUCACUACUCACUCUCCUCACCUUCCUAAUCCCAUCCCCCCCCUCCGCCGCUUCCGAGUCCGAGGGUUUGGAGCGGUACACCGAUCGGGACGAGGGGUUCACCCUGUUGAGGCCUUCCUCUUGGAUCAAGGUGGAGAAGGCGGGGGCUACGGCCCUGUUCGAAGAAGGGAAAGGGGGAAAUAGCAUUGGAGUUGUGGUGAACCCCGUGCGCCUCUCCUCGCUUCGGGAUUUUGGGACUCCGGAGUUUGUCGCCGAUAAGCUUAUACAAGCGGAACGGAGAAAGGAAAGCACCAUGGCUGCAGAGUUGAUUGCAAUUGCCGAGAGAUCAAACCAUGGUGGCUUACCGGUGUACGAGAUCGAGUAUUCGGUGGACAGCACAAGGGGAGGAUUGAAGAGAAUAUUUUCAGCUGCGUUCGUGGCUUCUAGAAAGCUCUAUCUUCUCAAUAUCGCCUACUCAGAUCGUCCGGAUAAGCCCUUGGACGGCGAAACUAGAACGGUCUUGGAACAGGUUCUUCAUUCUUUCGAUACGGUCUAGUGAAACUUUUGACCCUACAGAAGAGAGGCAUGUCGAUAUUCGCGAUGUUGUUUUUCGCCAUUAUUUUGAUACGAAGAUCAUUUAAUACUUCAUUGUUGUUUCUUCCGAAACUAAUUGUAAUGCAAUUGAUAAGAAGAUGCAUUUGAAAAGAUAUGCAGAUGCUCAUCUUUUCUUCUGAUACUGAAACCUGUGGCGAGUUGCUUUUUGAGUAUAGUUGUUGUAAAUGAGAAGCUACCAAUCAUUUCAUUA
Ananas comosus (pineapple) is the source of this 1058-nucleotide messenger RNA. Its product is annotated as psbP domain-containing protein 2, chloroplastic. The record is from RefSeq and is a predicted model, not a curated record. Gene Ontology annotation, molecular function: calcium ion binding. The transcript has 3 exons. Gene Ontology annotation, biological process: photosynthesis. Lineage: Eukaryota; Viridiplantae; Streptophyta; Magnoliopsida; Poales; Bromeliaceae. The coding region runs from base 60 to 809 and encodes 249 amino acids. Gene Ontology annotation, cellular component: photosystem II oxygen evolving complex; extrinsic component of membrane; photosystem II.